Molecule: messenger RNA, 828 nt
Organism: Prunus armeniaca (apricot)
Lineage: Eukaryota; Viridiplantae; Streptophyta; Magnoliopsida; Rosales; Rosaceae
Source: the annotation of a GenBank genome assembly
AUGAGCUCCUCAGCUUCAUGGACACCUACUCCGGCUACAACUAGAUUUUCAUGCAUCCUACGGAUCAUGAGCAUACGGCAUUCAUUACCGACAGAUGUCAUGCCAUUCGGCCAAAAGAAUGCUGGAGCUACAUACCAGCGACUGGUCAAUAAAAUCUUUGCCGAACUCAUUGGCACUUCGAUGGAAGUCUACGUAGACGAUAUGCUAGUCAAAAGUCGGACCACCGACGAUCAUCUUCGAAACCUCUCACUCAUGUUCGGCAAGCUAAAAAAAUACAACAUGCGCCUGAACCCGAGCAAGUGCGCCUGCAGCGUCUCUUUCGGCAAAUUCCUAGGCUUCAUGAUCAGCCAAAGGCGGAUUGAAGCCAACCCUGAGAAGAUCCAAGCGCUCAUCGAUAUGCGGGUGCCGAGGACGAAGAAGGAGGUUCAAAGCCUUACCGGCCGAGUCGCCUCCUUGGCCCGUUUCAUAUCAAAGGCCACAGUCCGGUGCGCCCCUUUCUUCAAAGCUCUCAAAGGGAGCAAACGGCAGGUCGAUUGGACUUCUGAAUGCGACCGAGCAUUCGAAGAUCUGAAAGCCUACAUGAGCAGAGCCCCUCUGCUGUCUACCCUUUUUCCCGAUCUCACCAUCUAUCUCUCGGUCUCUGCAUCGGCCCUGAGCUCCGUACUCAUCCGUCGACCGAAUGGAAUUGAGCUCCCCAUCUUUUAUAUGAGCCAUGCAUUACAGGACGCAGAGCAACGGUACCCCCAACUUGAACAGUUGGCCUACGCUCUCGUCCUCUUUGCGCGCAACUUUGGCCCUACUUUCAGGCUCACAGCAUCGACGUAUUAA